AAUGUUCUAGGAAAAUAAUAAAAAAAAAAACAUUAAGAUCUGGAAAUAAAAUUUCAAUAUAUAUCCCUUAGUCCUACGUCAGGAUUUGCAGAUCGUCUUCCUCUGUCAAUUCUCAAACUUUCAGGCUUCAGCUGCACCGAUAACUCCUUCCGUUCAAUUCCUCAACAGAGAAGCGUUUGUAACAUAUCGAAAAACCUUGGAUUGCGAAUCCAAGAACGUACAGGCCUGAACGUGGAUUCUGUUUGGUUCCGAGAGAGUCAUGAACGCGAGAAGGGAACUCCGCAACAAUAGAGUUGCUCUCUUUGAUGGCAUUGAGGAGGGUGGCGUCAGGGCCUCACCUUCCUACUCCUCCCAUGAAAUUGAGGAGCAUGAUAAUGAAGCAGCAUUGGAAGGCUUGCAAGACAGAGUCCUCCUGUUGAAGAGGUUGACAGGUGACAUAAAUGAGGAGGUGGAGAGUCACAACCGCAUGCUUGAUAGGAUGGGUAAUGAUAUGGAUUCAUCAAGAGGAGUGUUGUCAGGCACUAUGGAUCGAUUCAAGACGGUAUUUGAUCCCAAGUCGAGGCCGAAGAUGUUCUCACUAGUCGCACUUUUUGUGACAAUUUUCUUCAUCGUGUACUAUCUCACAAGGUAAUCCCUCCCCCAUUUGGGUAUCGAAAGAACUUGAGCAUUGCCUAGAAGUCGAUGAAUCACUUUUGGUGCUUAGUUCUAUCAGUAUUGUUACUUGUUAAGUUUGGGAUAGAUGUUCUGUUGAUGGUUUGUGUGAAUAUGUUUUCUUGUACCAAAUUAAAGUUGAAUGAGUUUGAAAACCAAAUAUCAUCUGCUGCUCUCCCUUCAGCUGAUAUUGUUGAUGGUGAGAGAUAUAUAAUCAGCAAACCAGUUUGUUAAUUGAGAGUUUAGUAUCUCUGCCUUCCCUAUAUUCUCUAUUUGAUUCAAAUCCAAUUUACCAUUUUAUUAUCGAUCUCAAA
Molecule: messenger RNA, 965 nt
Organism: Cucumis sativus (cucumber)
Lineage: Eukaryota; Viridiplantae; Streptophyta; Magnoliopsida; Cucurbitales; Cucurbitaceae
Product: bet1-like SNARE 1-1
Exons: 6
Coding region: 260-631 (123 amino acids)
Source: RefSeq, a predicted model, not a curated record